Pichia membranifaciens NRRL Y-2026 is the source of this 453-nucleotide messenger RNA. RefSeq lists its product as hypothetical. The transcript has a single exon. The coding region runs from base 1 to 453 and encodes 150 amino acids. Lineage: Eukaryota; Fungi; Ascomycota; Pichiomycetes; Pichiales; Pichiaceae. The record is from RefSeq and is a predicted model, not a curated record. Gene Ontology annotation, biological process: proteasome assembly. Gene Ontology annotation, cellular component: cytoplasm; nucleus.
AUGCCGCUGUCACUAAUCCCGGAGAGCUCCCAGCCCUCGCACGUCCGCAACACGCAGUUCGCCCCGGCCGCCCCGUCCGCCCCGGGCUCCAUCGACACCCUGCGUGCGCAGGGCCCCGUGUCCAUCGCGUCGCAGAUCAACAACCGCCACCCGAUCGAGUCCCGCAUCCUCAACUGGGACGCCACCACCACGAGGCUCCAGAUGGAGAUCCGGCGCCGGCUGCUGGGCAUGGCCGACCCGAUCAAGCGGGAGAUGGAGCUCGAGCUCGUGCAGCAGUCCGAGUUCCGCCCGCAGGUUCUCGGCGGCUCGGCCCGUGUGCACUCCGACAUCCUCCGCAACAAGGACUGGUCCGUCGACUGGGAGGACGUCUACCCGGCCUCGUCUGACCUGCUGCUCCACAACACCGUCUCCUCCGCCCUGCACACCGAGCUCGAGACGGCCUUCCGUGUAUAG